AUGUCUCGUGGUCGAAAGGCAUCUAAUUCAGUUUUGCCGUCAUCGAAUACGACGGAGGAUAUUGUAGCAGGCCAGCGUCGUUCGAAGAGGACCAUCUCUGCGAAAGCUGAUUAUGCCGUCGAUUUACCUUCUCCGCCGGAUUCUGAAAUUAUUGACGGCAAAGAUGCAUUAAGAGCGUCUCCUACGGCUACAGAAGACGAAGCAUUAUCGUCUGCAUUCGUUAAUACCGUGGACGAUGAUGAACCGGUUAUCAAGAAAAGAAAACCCACUGGAAAAAAGAAGAAGACAGAUGAAGUAAAAGAAGAGACGUUACAAACCGCGAAGAAAUCGCCGGGUAGGAAGAGAAAAGCCGUUGAGGCUUUAUCAGAUGAUGGUGCAUUUGAGCCAGAGGAUGUAGGGAGUGACGAGGCGCCCGUCAAUCGUCCACCUCCCGUCAAUCGUCCACCUCCCGUCAACGAUGAAUAUCGCCCGAUUCCUUUCAAAGGUCGUUUGGGCUUUGCCUGCUUGAACACCUACCUCCGUUCAGCCAACCCUCCGAUUUUCUGCUCCCGUACCUGUCGUCUCGAUACAAUCCACAAACAUGAUACCGAAUCCGGUCCCGGUGGCGGCCUAGCCUACGUAAAGUCUCUCGGCUUCCAAAACGCCACCGACCUCGGUCACUUGAUCCGUUGGAACCAAAAAUAUAAUAUCAAAUUCCUACGUAUCUCAUCCGAAAUGUUCCCCUUCGCGAGUCACUCCAAAUACGGCUAUGAUUUGGCACAUGCCGCGGAACCUUUGAAAGAAGCUGGGAGAUUGGCGAUGGAGUAUGGUCAUCGGUUGACUAUGCAUCCGGGACAAUAUACGCAACUAGCCAGUCCAAAACAGGAAGUUGUGGAUAAUGCGAUUAGGGAUUUGGAGUAUCAUUGCGAGUUAUUAGAUCGUUUACAGUUGGUUGGACAAGCUGAUAAAGAUGCUGUGAUGAUUAUUCACAUGGGUGGAACGUUUGGAGAUAAACCUGCGACUUUGGACCGGUUUAGAACGGUAUAUACCACUCGUUUGUCGGAAGGGAUUAAGAGGCGUUUGGUGCUGGAGAAUGAUGACGUUUGCUGGAGUGUUGAGGAUUUAAUCGAUAUAUGCGAGGAGUUAGGGGUUCCAAUGGUGCUGGAUUGGCAUCAUAAUAAUAUCGUUCAUGGGAAGUUGAGGGAAGGAACAUAUGAUGUGAAAGAGGUUUAUGGAGAAAGGAUUAAAAAUACCUGGGUUGAGAAGGGUAUUAAACAAAAACAGCACUAUAGCGAGCCCAGAGUAGGAAGCGUCACCGACAGGGACAGAAGGAGGCAUUCACCGAGAGUUUGGGAUUUACCACCGUGUGAGGAUGAUAUGGACUUAAUGAUCGAGGCGAAGGAUAAAGAACAGGCGGUUUUUGAAGUUAUGAGGAAGUUCAAGUUGGAUGGGUGGGAAAAGGUAAAUGAUGUUAUACCAUACGAGAGAACGGAUGGUAUGGCGGAAGACGGUAAUAUUGAGCUAAAUGAAUUGGCUAUGGGAGGGGCGGAAGGAAAGGUUUAUUGGCCUGAAGGUUUGGAAGAAUAUCUAAAGCCGAAGAAGAAAAUCAGGGCGAAGAAGAGUGAAGUCGAAAAUAGCGUUGAGAAACCGGCCCCUAAGAAGAGAGGAAAGAAAGCUGUCAAGAUAGAAGAGAUAGAAGAAGAAGCGCUACCAAAACCUUCGAGGAAGGUCUCAUCGAAGAAAGCAGCAGCUAUAAUCGAAAUGGAUGUUAAAAAGGAGGAGGAGUCUCUUGCUAAUGGCUUGGGAUUAGAAUCUACAGCCAAUGGCGAGAAAGAGACGUCCAAAUCGAUACGCGCGAAGCGGGCAAAAAAGGUGAUAGGGUCAAUAGCUUCCGAAACCAAGGUGGUAGCCGAAACGAUAGCCAAGCGGAGGUCCAGUAGGAUCAAAUGA
Messenger RNA from Orbilia oligospora ATCC 24927, 1929 nucleotides. RefSeq lists its product as uncharacterized. NCBI's taxonomy places the organism in Eukaryota, Fungi, Ascomycota, Orbiliomycetes, Orbiliales, Orbiliaceae. The transcript has 2 exons. Gene Ontology annotation, biological process: mitochondrial DNA repair; nucleotide-excision repair; response to UV. Gene Ontology annotation, cellular component: mitochondrion; nucleus. The record is from RefSeq and is a predicted model, not a curated record. Bases 1 to 1929 code for a protein of 642 amino acids. Gene Ontology annotation, molecular function: endonuclease activity.